AUGGCAUCCUCAGAAAACAACAACAACAACAACUUCACUUCGCCUUAUUCAUCUACCUCCAAGACCUACAAGGAAGAUGAACAAGAUCGAAUUUUCCAACAACUGCUACAUCCUGAAAAAGAGCUCAACAAGAUCGGAGUUAGCCUAGCACUAGUGCCCACCCUCUACGGAAUACUAUUUUGUUGGGAGAGAGGAAUUCAGGCAUUCCUUGUGCUCACCUUUGGAGAAAUUUCAUCACAAAUUCUGCUCAACGUGGUGAUUCAACGAUUUGCCACGAACUUGACGCAAUUUUCAGUUAUCAAUUUGUUUCGAAUUCCCAUUAUCAUGAGUGUACAGUUUUUCAUGUAUUUCUUUUACGGACCCUUAGUGCCCUAUCACGUAUUUUCGAUAUUCCGAAUAUUAAUUGCCUCAAAUAAUUGUUAUUAUGACAUUCGAUUGUUACUAGUACAUGGGCUGGGAAAUGUAAUCUCUACCGUUGGAGGCAUGUAUUAUUCAUAUCUCAAAGAACGGCAUACGCUUUCUCCGUGUGAGGAGGCCAUAUUUCCCCACAAGUUGAUGGAAGUGAUUGUUUUACAGUACUUAGUUUGGGUCGGAUCAAUAUUAUUUUCGUAUUAUGUCAAAAAAAGAAAUGAUGAGUACACGGAAAACCAAAUAGAGAUUGCAAAGGAAAAACAUCUCAACACUGAAAAGACAAAGUUCAUUGCCAAUUUGAGUCAUGAAGCGAGAAAUUCAUUGCAAGGAAUCAUGGCAACAGUGGAAGUUUUGAAACACAAAUUUCAUGAUGGAAUUUGCAUGAAGAGUUGUGAACAUUGUUUCAAAAAGGACAGUGCCAUUUCUGAAUUGAUUGGAGAUAUUCAAUCAAGUGCAUCCAUAUUGUUGCACAUUUUGUCAUCCUCUUUGCAAAUGAGUUCACUUGAAAUGGGAACCAUCAAAUUGAAGAAUGAAGAAUUCAACAUUUUAUCAUUAUUUGAAUCAAUGACAGGAGUAUUUUCAUUGGAAGCUCAAGGUAAAAACCUUUCAUUGAAUUCAUUCUUUGAUGCAUCCAAAGUUCCAUUGAAUUUGAAAGGAGAUUCAGUUCGAGUGAGUCAAAUAUUGAUGAAUAUCAUUUCGAAUGCCAUCAAAUAUACUUCUCAAGGAUUUGUGAGAGUGAAUUGUACAUGUGCAAAUGAAAAAGAACUUGGAGAAUUUUACAAUGAAAUUGAAGAAGAAAAGAGUUAUGUGAAAUUUGAAUGUAUUGACACUGGAUGUGGAAUUGCUCAUGAUCAACUUGGAAAAUUAUUUCAACCCUAUUCUACGAUUGAUUCAAACACGGAUGUCACUCAUCGGUUUGAUUUUUAUUUCAAAACAGUUUCAAACAAUGCAAGUGUCAACAACGGAGGAAGUAGUUUGAUCAAUACAAAUAGAAAUGGUUUGGGUUUGAAUAUAACAAAACUACUGGUUGAGAAAAUGAAUGGAAAAAUUCAAAUUGCCAGUGCAUUAUCUAAAGGAACCACCAUCAGUGUAAUAAUUCCAUUCGAGAGAGUGAACGACCGCCCUGCUCUCAAAGAAGGAAUUAAGGAAAAACUACCUGUCAAUAGCAUACCAACGAUACUAAGCGAACCAUAUCCACCAAAUGGGAAGUUUUCAGCUAUUGUGAUUGAUGAAGAUGAAUAUUUUAGGAAAAACUUGAUACAGUAUUUGGAAUUGUUCAAGAGGGUGAAUACCAUUUUAGAAUUUGACUCUUUUCAAAGCUUUUCAAGUGAUUGUGAUCACACUCUACGUUUCUCUAUAACGCCACCACAACUUGACUCUCGUAUUCUGGUAUUUUGCAUGGAAGGGGACAUGCAGAACACUUCUCAACUCAUUCUCAAGUAUCGAAGUGAUUGUAAUAAUAUCCAAAUAGUCCCUACCUUACCAAGAGGAGCAACAAGACUAUUUUCUCACAAGGUGUAUCUUUCAAAGCCAGUUCAUUUUUCUGAUUUAUUUGAAAUUGUUGUUGGAGGCAACAUGGAACAGGAGCAACAUAAGGGUCAACCUAUUGAGAACAGAACAAACACCGACGAUUUUCUCGCAAAACCAGUCCUCGUUGCAGAUGAUAAUGCAGUGAAUCGAAAAAUCUUGGUGAAUAUUUUGAAAAUAAUUGGAUUCAAAGAUAUUGACACAGCAAAUGAUGGAUUGGAUUGUUUCAACAAAUUCAAACAGAAAGAUUAUUCAUUGAUUUUGUUGGAUUGUUUCAUGCCUGUCAUGACUGGAAGAGAAUCAUGUGAAAUGAUUCGAAAUUUUGAAAAACAAAAAGAUCGUGGAGAAAAACGAAUUCCAAUUUUUGCCAUCACUGCAAACACAUGGGAAACAAAAGAACAACUCUUAUCUCAAGGUUUUGAUGAUGUUUUAUACAAACCCAUCUCCCUCAAUGAUUUGAGAAAUAAGAUUAUGGAACUAAAUUUGGGCAUUCCACCAUCCAACCAAACUUUCAGUGGCUGCACUGAUCCAUCUGGUUUGUAA
This is a messenger RNA of Naegleria fowleri, 2481 nucleotides long. RefSeq lists its product as uncharacterized. The coding region runs from base 1 to 2481 and encodes 826 amino acids. Gene Ontology annotation, molecular function: phosphorelay sensor kinase activity. Lineage: Eukaryota; Heterolobosea; Eutetramitea; Acrasida; Naegleriidae. Gene Ontology annotation, biological process: phosphorylation; phosphorelay signal transduction system. The transcript has 2 exons. The record is from RefSeq and is a predicted model, not a curated record.